AUGGCUGCCGCGGGAGUCUCCCCGUCUAGCUCCCCACGGCUCCCCAGCCCUCCUCCGUUCACGGAAGUUCAGAUUGGGCCCCAAUCACCUUCCGUGGGCGAGGCAUUUGGGAAAGAUGCGGAUAGCAUAAUGGGUCCCUGUGCGGGCGAAGACAGUGGCUCUACACGUCGAAUACGCCCAGGCACAAAAGCUGCCGACAUGGCAUUUGGUCCGCCGUUGGUUCCUCUGUCUCAGUUGGACUCUCCAUUCCAGCUUCAAGAACACCUCAAGGCACUCUACCAUCACUUCACGAAGCCCGAGGGAUCAGACACCAUGGUCCCUAUUACCCGCCAUGUCGCAACUCAACUUGCAACACCCCCGGAGGGAGUCGAUCGGUCCCUGUGGCUAUACGAGCUUUGCCGGUUUCUGACGAUGAAAGUGAACAACCUCAUAAUUGCAUUCUUUGCGGAAAGUCCACCUUGUUCGGCGCAGACCUGCCCCGAAAUGCGUGCGUCCGAAUGGCAAUACCUCUGCGCUGUUCACGACCCGCCCAAGUCUUGCUGUGCUAUCGAUUAUUGUUGUCAUACACUUGACUGGGCUACGAAUACUCUCACCUCGCCCAAGUACUUCCCGAGUCGACUUACAUUAGGCGCUGAGGGCUCGGGUGGUCCGCAGGCGAGCAUGCGACAUUUGACCAACAUUUUUCGUCGUCUCUACCGCAUCUUUGCUCAUGCAUGGUUUCAACAUCGAGAAGUGUUUUGGACGGUAGAGGGGCAUGACGGUCUCUACGUCUUCUUCAAGACGGUUUGCGACAUGUAUGCUCUCAUUCCAGAGGACAACUAUACGAUUCCACAGGAGGCGGAAGGCCCAGACGCUGUUCAGUCCAGUAUCGAUGACGUGGCUCCAGAUAACCGACGGUUGACAAUAUUGCGCAAGAGCGAUGAGGGCUUUUCAAGCCCAAAUGUGGAGGGACUUGAUCCGGCUAUUGGCACAGGGGCAACCACCCGCCGUCACAAGCACAGCCCAUCCAUGGGUUCCCGAGUCAGUACGAUCACAGAAAGUGCCGAGGACAAUGAAGAUGCGCCACAACUUUCUCGGCCUCUUGAAGAAGUCGUGCAGGAGGAAGCCGAGUCCGAAUCUCAUGAGGAGACCAACGAGGAUAUCGGAGAGCCCACAGAAUCGACAGCGAUGGCAGAAGAUUCCAGAGAUUCUGAAGAUACCCAAAAUACCGAAGAACUCGAAGAGUCUGGUCCCGCUUCGCCCCAGACGUCCGUGUUACCUGUGGAAGAAGAACACGCCACAGAAGAAGUCGCCCAGGAAGUCGAUGAGAAGGGGAGCACUGCUUUGGACUCCCAGGAUGAGACUCCGACUCCGCAGGACACACAAGACACUCCGGUUGGCGAAUCCCAAGAAGAAGCGCAAGAGAAAUCUCAGGAUGAAUCUGAUGUAAAAGAGGACAAAGAGCAAUAA
Messenger RNA from Penicillium diatomitis, 1449 nucleotides. RefSeq names its product Mob1 family protein. The record is from RefSeq and is a predicted model, not a curated record. Gene Ontology annotation, cellular component: cytoplasm. The transcript has 2 exons. Bases 1 to 1449 code for a protein of 482 amino acids. Lineage: Eukaryota; Fungi; Ascomycota; Eurotiomycetes; Eurotiales; Aspergillaceae.